GACCUUCCAUAUGUUGACUUUUCACCUCUGACCUACAUGACCGGAGUACUGAGGAAAGUCGUGACUGGAUGUGUUUUUGAGGUGUUUUCUCCGUUAUAUCUUCAGAAAAUGCCGCUUGUUGUGGAUGACACUCCUGUAGGACAAGUUGACAGCGUGAAAAGCUUGCUGACCAGGUUCCCACACUUCAAGGAGUCAGCAGCAAACCUGUGCAGCCAGGCGGUGAGGACCCUGGGUACAGACGGUGUCCUGUAUGUCAACCAGAGGGAAUAUGCAGCUACAGGGCCAUCUGACGAUGUUGUACAGUUCUUAGGUUCAGAAGAUGCCACGACUUGUCACAUAGCUGUUCUCAGGCACACAGGUUGUGGUGUGACAUGUGUGGCACACUUUGAUGGAGCUGGCACCAGAGAGGGGAUCAGGGACAUGAUGGGAAAUCUGGGACAGCUCACUCAAAACUGCACAGAGGGAAGGCUGGAGCUGCAUCUGGUGGGAGGGUUCUGUGAUGACAGAUGUAUGUCAGAACAGCUUACAAUGGAGCUGAUAGAGGAGUUCAACAGAGUAAAAGACAACAUUUACCUCCAGACAGCCUGUGUCUCAGAGCUAAAUGAUGUGGUAAAAGACCAAGUCCACUGGCCAGUCAUUUAUGGUGUUGCUGUGGAUGUCAGAAGUGGUGAGAUGUUCCCAGCCAAGUUCACAGACAAAGGACCAGACCAGGCUCUGAGACAUGCCAGGAACUACACAGGCAAGCAUGAGAUGCUGAACAUCUAUGACUCCACAAAGCGAGAGUUGAACAUUGGACCGUUCCACUACGACCGGUUCCAUGAUGCAGACAGAUGGCUGGAGCAGCCUGACCGCAUCAUUCUCAAGUACCUGUCCACAUCACCACUGGUAGAACCUCCAGACUUUGUGGAGAACACUAGAGCAGCCCUGAAGUUCUUGUUAGAACACCCCCACCCCGGGGAGACUGUGUUCCCCAGGGGGAGGGGCAAGGUGUACAGGAGGAACACUGCAGGACAGUGGGAGCUGGCACAAGACUCAUAAAACCUGAUCUGUACUUUAACUUAAUAUUUGUUGAGAUAAAAAAUGCUGGCAUUUGGGGAUACAUGUAUCUUAUGAAGAAUGUAUUUUAAAACUGUAUGGUGUGUGGAGAACCUUUGAUGCUUAACAUAGCAUUUCUUUGGUAGAAAAUAUAUACAGCCUGUAUGUGAGAGAGAUGUUGCAUUGAUACCAGUGUGCCAAGACUUCUCUUUGAUUUUUAAGGUCACUACAGGCUAUAUAUUGGGCAAAGUACAUGUGCAAUAUACUAGCUGAAUGAUUGUUGUCUUAAUUUGCACAUACAGAACUAGAAGCUGUUCACACACAAAGCUAUUAAAGUGGCAACAUUUCCAACAUUGUUUUCA
Molecule: messenger RNA, 1397 nt
Organism: Branchiostoma floridae (Florida lancelet)
Lineage: Eukaryota; Metazoa; Chordata; Leptocardii; Amphioxiformes; Branchiostomatidae
Product: protein N-terminal asparagine amidohydrolase-like
Exons: 10
Coding region: 37-1038 (333 amino acids)
Biological process (GO): ubiquitin-dependent protein catabolic process
Cellular component (GO): nucleus
Molecular function (GO): protein-N-terminal asparagine amidohydrolase activity
Source: RefSeq, a predicted model, not a curated record